UUGUAUUUUCUCAUUUUAUUACUUUGUAUUAUUUCAAGUGAAUAGAAGUAUAGAUCAUUAUCAAAGAUUCAAAGGGCAUUCUAUUGCCAAAAAAAAUAAAAAAAAAAUUAUAAUAACAAUAUUUAAAAAUUAAUAAAAAAAUAAAAGGAAUAAAAAUACUGUAAAUCACUUCCACAAUUCAACAAAAAAAAAAACACAAAUACCGCCUAUACGGCAUUGAAGGAAACAAUCGCCCCCAAGCUUUGGCGCCGAGAGAAACAAAAAAACACAGCAAGCCAAUAUUCAACACAAAAAUGGCAACAUUAACAACAACUUUGUGUUGCAGACCUCAAAAACCUUUGAAAACCCUAAUACCCAUGUCAUGUUCAUCUCCAUUAGCCCGUUCAAUUAUCUCAUUUUCUCUCAAGCAAAACAUCAAACACUUGGUGUGCAAGACAUUGCCGCGAUGUUCACUGGACAACCGAGACUCCUACGAGUCUUCUGGAACAUACCCACGACCCUCGGACAUUCAGUGGAAGAAAGAACUCUGUAAUUCUGUUCAACUUAUUGGCAUUGUUGCGUUGCCUGUUCAAUUUAAUCAACUUAGCUCUGGCAAAGUUGUUGCUUCUACCCGUCUUGCUGUUCGGAAAUCUCCCACUGAUACUAGUUGGAUCAAUUUGACAUUUUGGGAAGAUCUGGCACAUGUAGCUAAUCAGCAUUUGGAGAAAGGUCAGCAGAUAUAUGUCUCUGGCCGUCUGGUGUCAGAUACUGUUGAAAGUGAAGAUGGGAAACAACAGACUUACUACAAGGUAGUUGUUCAGCAACUAAACUUUGUUGAAAGGAACUCUUCUUCUCCAGUGGUCUUAUAUGAUGGCACCUCUGGUUCAACAACAACAGUUGGGAAGUUUGACAACUCUGCUUCAACUAAUAAGCUUUCCACUCAAGAGCUAUGGCAAGCAUUUUUUGCCAAUCCAACAGAAUGGUGGGACAAUAGGAAGAAUAAGAAAAGUCCCAAAUAUCCUGAUUUCAAGCACAAAGACACUGGUGAAGCUUUGUGGGUGGAUGCCAGGUAUAAUCCUCCAUGGGUGAAAUCUCAAUUGGAAAUAUUGGAUUCGAGAAUGCAGUCUUUUCAAAAGCAGGAAGACUCAAGUUUUUCCAACUAUUUCAAUGGUGGUUACUAGAUGCUGCGACUUCUUUGCUGCUAUUGGAUCACUUCUGUAUAAUUGCAUGCUCAUUUAUUGUCCAUUUCUGCCUUUUCGUUGGUUGAUUUAUGAACUUUGAGCUAAGCACCUUUCUAUUGUACAGGGUAUUAUGGUAUUAUUAGUUUUUUUUUUUUUUUUUUUUUUUUUUUUUUCACGUAGCCUUUUAGUGUAAUGUACAUUUUACCCCGAGUCUAUCUUUUAGGUGAACUUGUUAUCACUGAUCUAUUUUAAAAAAAUUUGUUAGAGUUGUGAUGAAUUUUGUGCAGUAUUUAGUACAAGUAUUUUUUUUUUAUUUUUUUCCUCACUCGACUUUUGGAUGAACUCAAAUAUUAUGGAAGAUCAAGUUGCUGUCAAACGUUGAUGGAUACCCAAAUAAUAUCACAUGAUGAUAUUGUAUAUGGUUGGCAGGAUGCUAACAUGGCUUCAUGGUAAAGAAUAUAAACCCUCAAUGAUUUCAUUUUCAGGAUAUGAUUUCAUUUUUCCUAUUCAUCGUUUUACUGAUUUAUUCAUCGUUAUACUGGUUUAAUUACCAAGACAGUGAUUU
Molecule: messenger RNA, 1725 nt
Organism: Chenopodium quinoa (quinoa)
Lineage: Eukaryota; Viridiplantae; Streptophyta; Magnoliopsida; Caryophyllales; Amaranthaceae
Product: protein OSB2, chloroplastic-like
Exons: 5
Coding region: 294-1160 (288 amino acids)
Biological process (GO): positive regulation of helicase activity; mitochondrial DNA replication
Cellular component (GO): mitochondrial nucleoid
Molecular function (GO): single-stranded DNA binding
Source: RefSeq, a predicted model, not a curated record